UUCGCUUUCAAGUCGCCUACAGUGUGCGACACACCCAUAUGGAUUUCAGAGAUGUCUGCAACAUCUUCGGGGGCACCCCAUUCUACGAUGAUUUACACACAAAUAUCAAGGCUGCGCAUAAAAGUCUGGAUGCGCGUGUCGCAGAUGCUUUUGAACCUUCAAUCGAGCAGGACGCGUCCAUUACGUUGCUGCGCGCAAUCAUCUGCUUACUGGAAGGCGACUUAAAGUCCGCGACAAACUACCUUACCAGUCUCCACAACAAUGACAUGUACACGCAACAACAUCCUCGAUGGGCUUUCCGUGCAAAAGCAUAUUCAGCCCUUCUCAGCGUGUGGAGAGACUACCCACCCUUGCUACGGCCCUGCAACCUGCGUGGCCCAGCAUUGGUUACCUGGAUGAACAACAGAAAGUACAAUAAUGGCGCAGGCUUUCUAAGAGAUUGUGCACAAGUCGCUCAAGAGAUGCCUGAGUUAGACGUGCUCGAAUACAAAGUCAUUCGCGCUAUUUGCAUGUCAUAUCACCUUGUUCCUGUCAUUUGCCAGUUGCGGGCCAAGAAUACUAUAGGAGAAACUGACUUAGCCCAACAUAAAAAGCACUAUAUUCGCCUGUCUCGACUCCUAGCUGAGAUUGACGACCUCGUCGAGAACUUCCUCCGGCUUGAUCUUCCCUUGGUCGCCGCUUAUCUACUUCAGAUCGAGUACGAUCUGGUCCGUGCCAGUGGAGACCCGACCGCAGUUCAGUAUCUUGAUCUGAUGAACUCCAUCUACUCUACACUGCAAGAUCACAUUGGUCUCGGCCAAUACUACUUGAUCCAGGGCGACCAUUCAUUGUCCGCAUAUCAAACUUCGCCCUUGGUAUUGAACUUGAUCAUUGUGGACAACUUGGACGAAUUUGGCGGCGACAGCACCAUGUAUUUUGCUGAUUCUAAGUGUUCCAACAAUGUGUCCGCCUCGCAAACACUUCCUUGGGACGAACGUAUCGAGAAGCAAUGCUCUACCAGCAAAACCUGGUAUGCUAAAGCAGUAGAGAAUUUUGAAUUCGCGGACUCAGCUCGCGGCGUGGCUCAUGUCACGCUUCGUAAAGCCUGCGUUUUGCGCAUGCGCAACAUGCAGCCAGAAGCAGUUUGGGGAGAAGCGUCUCGCGACAAUGAGGUCAUCGAAAUGCUCCACGAAGGAGCGAUGAUGGCGCAAGAUAGUCGAGACAAACAAUUCGAAACUCUGGUUAAGCUUCAUCAACUGACGUAUAGGAAUCCAACACUAGAAAUGCGGAGUGAGGUCCACCAGAUGGCGCAUUGGGCACGUGGCUGUGGCAAUCUGCUCUUCGCCCUUGGUCUUGCGCUUUUUGCGCUCAGACUGGGUCAUUACCACCGUUACGUAUUGGCUGUACCAGCGCGCACUCAAGGAUACGAGAUCUGUCGGCAGAUCACCAAGGAGAUCCAAGGAUUCUGGACAGUCUGGUAUCAUGCCAUGCUUGCCCAGCUCAGAUUGUCCCUGUCGCUGGGUAACCGCAGCCAUGCCGUCAUAUGGGCCAAUCACCUGAAGCAAAACACACACCUAAUGGCGGAAGAAUAUGCAAUAGCACCGAGGACACCAGGAGUUGGUAUAUAUACCAUGCUUCAUAUACUCACAGCUGUUGUCGACGCAGUCAUACUACUUGGACCCGUGGAUGAUGAAUCUUCGGAGUUUCCGGACAACCUGACCAAACAAAUGCUCGAGUCUCUUGAACACGAUGCUUUGCUGAUCCCGUUUGCGCAAGAAGCUUGGAUGAGACUGAAAUAUGCGGCAGCCAUGUAUAGCUACCAGAGAAAUCUCCAGGACGGACAACUGAAAGCUGCACAGUCUCCGCUUCAGAAGUAUUUGCAGGAAAAAGAAGCUGAGGUACGAGACAAGCUGGUCAUCAAUCUGCAAAACAUCGAUGUGCUCUAUCAGGCUGGAGAUUUCGACCAAGCCAAAGAGUAUCUGUCCGUUCAUGUGGGUGACGAAGACAGGUUUCCGGUCAUUCUCCCUCCGAUACAAGAUCCUGCAGGUUUUAUUCAAGUUAUUGAUCGCGCCAUGCAACAACGCAAAAUACAGUCUUUAGAGGCCAUCUUCCUGUGCUGCAUCAAGGUCAAAGACUGGCAACGAGCGACCCGACUCCUGGCCUCUAUUGAAGAGGUCUCGCCCGGCUACUUUACGUCAGUUUCGUCCUAUACAGAUCUCUGGCCCUGGCAGCGAUGCCUAUACGCAGGCCUAGUUCUCGAAAGCCAAGGUGACUACCAUGAAUCGUACCUGUACUUCGUGCAAGCACGUUAUUUUCUGCUUGAAAUUGCCUACACCAUGGCCGAUGACGACUUCCGACUUGUGUUAGCAAAACCAGAAGUAACUCGCUUGCUGGGUGCCGCCGCACGAAGGGCGCUACUAUGGAAACAGCAACUUCCUGGACUCACGACCUUGGGGCCAACUUCAAAUUCCGCCAUCAAUUGCCGCGUUUUCCGGAUAUUCACAAUAACAGUACCUUACAAGGAUCCGAGCCAGCAUUUCAUUGAAGGACUAGUAUUUUUGGAAGCAGCUCGACCCCAGUACAUCUGGAGUGGAAAUGGCGACGGCUUCACAACCGAGCAAGUAGAAGCGCAAUACAAGUACGAGCUCUGGAAAGAGCUUAUGAAGAAGACGCACAGGACCCCAGAAGAAGAAACCGAGUUCCAAGAACUGCAUCCUGACAGAGAAAAGUACUUCGCCGUGUUCAACCAAACCACUCAUCUCCGAGCAAAGACGAGAGAGCUCUCGGUCCAGUCUGUGGCUGCCUUCUUUCGAAGUGUCCCUGAGAUUGCCAUCGUUCUGUACAUUUUCGCAACUCAGGAUGGCUGUAUCCUGCUGGCUAUUGAUAAUACACAGAUCCGAAUAGCAGCCUUUAAUCCUGAGGCAACUCUCGCUGUACUCGAGAAAACUGUAAUCAUGUAUGUGGACGCGAUCAGAGACAAUGAUACUGCCGCUAUACGAUAUCUCGGCUUGAUUUUGAGCGGCAUCCUAAUCGAGCCGUUGAAGAACUGCAUCGCGAAAAGAGGGCAUGUCAUUUUUGUCAUGACUGGGAUUCUGACCCGUCUUCCAGUGUCUGCGUUACGUUAUAAUGGGGAAUUCCUCAUAUUGAAUCGUGAGGUAUCCCAAGUUCCUAGUCUUCGAGCACUCCACUCUUUGCAGUCAAGACCACCACCAAAAAAUCUUCAAGGAAGAUCUAGGAUGAGUGUCAUUGCGCGUCCAGGAAACCCGAGGGAUCAGUGGUUGCCAAUGGCUGGUAUCGAAGCAUUGUUGAUCGGAGCCAUGUGUGCUACCCCAGCUAUCAACGCUAAAGAUGUCGAUCGACAGGACUUCCAGCGGCUCAUUCAGGAUUCUCAAUUCCUUCAUAUCUGCACGCACGGCAUCCAAGACGCGGAUCGCCCUUUCAACUCUCAAAUCAUUCUCAAAGAGAAGUUUCGUGUGCUGGACAUGUUGGCUGUCCGUGGUAACGUCUCACUAGUAACGUUCAGCGCAUGCCAUAGCGGCGUGGGGCAUGCUGCUGAUUCGGGCGAUAUCCAAGGAUUUUCACACUCUGUGCUCGCAGCCGGUGCGAACAACUACCUGGGCGCAUUAUGGAAAGUCAACGACAUCGCCACGAUGAUCCACAUGUGGCUCUUCUACGCCAACCUCUUCCUCUUCCAAGACAAGCCUUCCUUCUCCGAAGCAUGGCAAUUCUCGACCAGGAUCUUAUAUAGUCUGACUACUGAAGAGGCUAUCGGCUACUUGGAACAAUAUGUGACUGUUUGGGAUACAUUGGAAGACCGUGGCAAGAACCCCACGAGUCUCGCAGGCAAAACAGCGAAGAAGAAAUUACUGAACGUCAUCCGAGACUGGAAAGCCGGGAUAAACAUCAUCGAUUUCAGUGAACCACGCAUAUGGGCACCAUUCGUCAUGGUCGGCAACGCCUCGCUACGUAUCUGGACCACCAUGCAAAGCAUCUCCGAUCGACUAUUGGAAUUUACUCGGGCUAGACCAGAGGCUUCGCACGAAGAUAUUCUCGCGCAUUACAGAUCACUGGAUCCUGCAAGUUUUAAACCGACUACUUCCUGGGAAGACGCAGUGCGGAGUGGGCGCUGGGAGGGACCUGACGAGGCUCCUCUUCCGAAAACCUUCUUGGAUCCGCCGUGGAAAACGCUGGUCUCAUAUGGAGGCUUUGAAGGAAAUGACGAGGCGCCACUUCCUGGCUCUUUUGAUUUAGCUUGA
Molecule: messenger RNA, 4235 nt
Organism: Periconia digitata
Lineage: Eukaryota; Fungi; Ascomycota; Dothideomycetes; Pleosporales; Periconiaceae
Source: the annotation of a GenBank genome assembly